Messenger RNA from Phymastichus coffea, 3317 nucleotides. RefSeq names its product neutral alpha-glucosidase AB (gene GCS2alpha). Bases 49 to 2832 code for a protein of 927 amino acids. The transcript is spliced from 10 exons. Gene Ontology annotation, biological process: carbohydrate metabolic process; N-glycan processing. NCBI's taxonomy places the organism in Eukaryota, Metazoa, Arthropoda, Insecta, Hymenoptera, Eulophidae. Gene Ontology annotation, molecular function: carbohydrate binding; alpha-glucosidase activity. The record is from RefSeq and is a predicted model, not a curated record.
CCGUAUGGUACGGCAGUCAGUUUAGUGGCAAAAGCUCGUCAGCGCAAGAUGGCUUCGUCGCUGCAAUUGGGUAUUCUCGGUAUCGGGAUACUCCUUAUUGCACUCAUGGUUGAUGGAGUGCCUAAAGAAAACUUUAAAACCUGUGAGCAGAGCAGUUUUUGCAGACGAUGCCGUAAACAAGAAGCAGGAAAAACUCCUUACAAGCUUUUACCAGACACUAUAUCUCAAAAUGAGUCUACCUUUCAAGUUGAACUAUACAACAAAGACACUGGAAUUUACUACAAAGUUGAUCUCACAGCUUUGAAGAAUGGUUUAUUCAGGCUGUACAUCAAUGAAAAGAAUCCAAUCCAUCCAAGAUAUGAAGUAGAAUAUGCUCUGCAAUAUCCUCCUCAGCUUACCAAACUAAAUGUAGUUGAAAAGACAGCAUCUCAGAUUACUGUUGUCAAUGGACCAAACAAGGCAGUUCUUCACAUUGCUCCUUUCAAGAUUGAUCUGUAUUCUGGUGACCACUUGGUUAUUUCUGCCAAUGCUCGUGGACUCAUGAGAUUUGAGCAUUUACGUACUAAGCCAGAGCCAAAACCAGAACAGCCAGAAGGAGAAAAUGCAGAAAAAGCAGAAGAACCAGUAUCUGAAUUCCCUGGUGAUGGUGCAGAAAAUGAUCCAGGAGCAUGGGAAGAAAACUUUAAGAGCCACCAUGAUGCUAAGCCCUUUGGACCUGAAGCUGUUGCUCUGGAUUUCAGCUUCCCAGGAGCUGAACACGCAUAUGGUGUGCCAGAACAUGCUGAUUCCUUAGCUCUCAAAUCUACUAAAAACUCUGAACCAUACAGACUGUACAACUUAGAUGUAUUCGAAUAUGAAGUGAAUGAAAGAAUGUCGCUUUAUGGUGCUGUUCCUGUUCUAUAUGCGCAUGGAAAAGAAAGAACGUCUGGAAUUUUCUGGCAUAACGCAGCCGAGACUUGGAUCGACAUAGUUUCUAACUCAGAUAACAACGUGGUCGAAAGUAUCGUUAACUACGUGUCUGGUUCGGGUAAAAAGCCGCAAGUGGACGCUCACUUUAUGUCUGAGUCCGGUGUCAUUGACAUCUUCUUUUUACUUGGACCUGAGCCCAUGGACACUUUCAAACAAUUCGCCACUCUCACCGGUACUGCUCACUUGCCUCCCAUUUUUUCACUUGCAUACCAUCAAUCGAGAUGGAACUAUAACGACCAAGAAGACGUGCAGCAAAUUGCUGACAGCUUUGAUAAGUACGAUAUGCCACUGGACGUAAUGUGGCUGGAUAUCGAGUAUACCGACAGCAAAAAGUACUUCACCUGGGAUAAAAGGAAAUUUCCUAAUCCAUUAGAGAUGGUGAAAAAUCUUACGGAUAAGGGUCGUAAACUCGUCGUUAUUAUCGAUCCUCACAUUAAACGUGAUAGCGGUUACUUCUUACACAACGACGCUACGAGUAAUGGCUACUAUGUAAAACAUCGAGAUGGCAAAGAUUACGAAGGAUGGUGCUGGCCUGGUUCAUCUUCUUAUCUUGAUUUCUUUUAUCCUAAAGUGAGAGAGUAUUACAUGGAUCUGUACGAUCUGAGUAAAUUUGAGGGUACGACCAACGAUGUGCACAUCUGGAAUGACAUGAACGAGCCAUCGGUGUUCAACGGUCCUGAAGUCACUAUGCCAAAAGAUCUGGUACACUUUGGUGGCUGGGAACAUCGUGACGUGCAUAACAUCAACGGAAUGGUUUACACAAUGGCCACCUAUGACGCACUGUUCAAGCGUUCCGGUGGCAGUCUAAGGCCUUUCAUUCUUUCGAGAUCGUUCUUCGCCGGGUCGCAGAGAUUUGCUGCUGUGUGGACUGGUGAUAACACUGCUGAGUGGGAGCAUCUUGAAGUCUCUUAUCCGAUGUGUCUGUCGCUUGCUAUCUCGGGUAUAUCAUUCUGCGGUGCAGACGUUGGUGGAUUCUUCAAGAAUCCCGAUUCAGAACUUUUUGUCAGGUGGUACCAAGCAGGAGCUUGGUUACCGUUCUUCCGUCAACAUUCUCAUAUCGAGACGAAACGUCGCGAGCCGUGGACAUUCAACGACGAAGUCGUGAAUAUUGUUCGCGAAUCUCUACGUUUACGUUACUCUUACUUACCGCUUUGGUACACAUUGUUCCGUGAGCACGAAGUCAACGGCACACCUGUGAUACGGCCAAUCUGGGCUCAUUACCCCAGCGAGUCCGAUGCUUUUGCUAUUGACGACCAACUGUUACUGGGUGAUUCUAUUCUCGUUAAACCCGUGUUCAAGCCUUCUGUUGCCGAAGUCACGGUUUAUUUCCCUGGUCAAGGCAAGGUUGCUUGGUAUGACAUUGACACAAUGCAGAAGUACGGUGAGACAAGUAAAUUAACAAUGCCAGUAACGUUGCACAGGAUUCCAGUAUUCCAACGUGAAAGUACAAUAGUUCCUCGUAAAAUGCGUAUUCGUCGUAGCACCGAGGCGAUGAAAAACGAUCCGUACACGUUAAUCGUCAUCGCUGACCAGCAGGGACAGGCUAAAGGCAAUCUUUACAUCGACGAUGAGGCGAGCUUUGAAUACAGACAUAAUAAGUAUUUGGCGCUAAGAUUCAAACUUGAAGGUAAAAAACUUACCUCGACACUCCAACAAAAGCUUGCUAGUUACGAAACUAAGAGUUGGCUCGAACGUGUUGAUAUUGUUAAUCCACCUAAGGGUAUAACCAAAGCUGUGUUGCAUUCUAAAGCUCUUGGCAAAGUAGACCUUGAAGCCAAAUACAACCCUAAUAACAACGUGUUAACAGUGCGCAAACCAGGUGUAAAUAUGGGAGAAGAAUGGACAAUCGACUUAGUUGCUUAAAUAAAAGCUGUCUAAAGUAAAAGCACCACAGGCAAAAAAAGUUUUAAAAGACUUUGAUACUCGAAACACAUACAUACACAUACAUCAUCACUUACUCAAGAAAGAGAAGAGCAUUUUAAAGUGAAAGAACGAAGCAACGUUUUAUUUUAUCUGUAAUCCUCUAAAGUAACACAUAGUGCUGCAUAGAAUCCUACUUAGAAUAUAAGAUUUACGAUCUAACGUGCAAGUAGCUCGAUAGAGCUUGUAAAUUAAUCAUUUAUACAAGUAGUGCGAACAAAGCACAACGACGUUGGAUUUUAUAUAUUAUGUCAAUAGUGAGCUCACCGUCUUUGCAUGUGUGUGCGAUAGUGCAUUUAUUGUUUCCAGCUGGCAAGCUGCGAUAAAUAUUUUUUUUAUUGUCUUUGAGAAUGAUUAAUACUUAUACUAUACAUUAGUGGAGAUAUGGCAAUACAAUGUUUUGAAAAAUUGUAAUUAAGACAUCGAAA